Cottoperca gobio is the source of this 1410-nucleotide messenger RNA. It is a transcript of the gene fkbpl, whose product is annotated as FKBP prolyl isomerase like. The record is from RefSeq and is a predicted model, not a curated record. Bases 200 to 1324 code for a protein of 374 amino acids. Gene Ontology annotation, molecular function: protein binding. NCBI's taxonomy places the organism in Eukaryota, Metazoa, Chordata, Actinopteri, Perciformes, Bovichtidae. The transcript has 4 exons.
UAAUGCUACGAGCUGGCUUCUCACCCGUCAUUACAACACACGAAGAAGUCGAGGAGGUAGAAUAACAAGAAGAAGAAGAAGAAGAAGAAGAAGAAGAAGAGAAGUACCUCGCGUUUGUUUAUAUUCUGACCAUCUGACAGUUUAUUAGUUACCGAUUGAGGGGAUAUCUAAUACUUCAUGUCAGAAUUGUGUAUGAGGGAUGGAUCCUGAUCACUUUUUUCAAACACUGCUUCGCAACGGUGAUCAUGAUGGCGUUGAUGUCACCUCCUGGCUGUCAGUGUGUCCCAGAGGUAUCUGGAAAGUCCAGCAAAAGCAAACACACGAAGGCUUUCAACAGAAUGUUUCUAAUUCUGGAGAUGAUGCAUCAUGUUCAUCCAGUUAUCGUCCGAGGUUGGGUUCACUGUGUCGAGUCCGAGUGCGGCUCAAAUCUAACAUGGAUGCAGCAGAGAGUUUAGUGUCUGAAAAGGGUGAUGAGAAGCUGUCAGUCCAGCCUGACCAAUCAGUGACUGAGGUUACAGAAGCCACGGCCUUCCCAAGGUGUCGGGACUCUUUGCUGCAGGUCCCACUGGGUGACUGGACAACACUGAGGCUCGGCGAGGGUCAGUGCGAUAUCACAGAAGCAUGUGUUGAGUGGAUGAGAGUGGGAGAGAAAUGUGAGAUACUGAUUUAUCCUGUGGGAACAGAUGUCUCUGUUCCCCUUCCUGCUGAGGAAAACCUGCCUUUAUGUGCUACAGUUGAACUCAAAGCUUUCACACCAGGCAAGGAAUCCUGGGAGAUGUCACCUGGUGAAAAGUGGCAGUGGGUGAAGUCACACAAAGAGAGAGGUGGAGCGAGAUUCAGGAGUGGGGAUGUGUGGGGAGCAGCGGACAGCUACAGCCGGGCCCUCAAACUUCUCAUCACUCUCCAUGGGCAUGUUGGAGAGGUGGAGAGGAAAGGACAAGAGCAAGAAGCAGUGGAGCAGAGAGACACAAACACUGGGGAUGAAACACAGCAACUUCCUUCAGCUAAUGAAUUCAAAACCAUCAAAGCAGAGCUCCACUCAAACCUGUCCUUGUGCCAGUUCAAACUGCACCAACCAGAGCGGGCUAAAGCCAGCGCAGCUAAAGCUACUCAGCUGGAACCGGGUGGGGCUAAAGCCUGGUACCGGAUGGGUCAGGCCUGUCAGAUGUUGAAUGAGCUGGAGGAGGCCAGGCAGGCAUUUAGGAAACUGCUGGAGCUACAGCCAGAAUCCCCUGCUGCUUUGAAUGCACUUAAAGACAUAGCAAGUAGAGAGAAAGAGAACAAUGCACAAUUGGGACUUAGACUCAGCAAAAUGUUCAGCUGAAGAUAUCCGUAGAAUUGAAUGUUUCUUCUCAUGAAUCCCCAUUAAAUGGUUACAGCCACUGUGUCAGCUCAAAAGUUAAAACUUUU